GGCCAGUUCCAGGUUCUGCUCACUACGUACGAGUACAUCAUCAAGGACCGACCUAUUCUCAGCAAACUCAAAUGGGUGCAUAUGAUCAUUGACGAGGGACAUCGCAUGAAGAACACCCAGUCGAAACUUGCACAGACGCUGACGCAGUACUACCAUUCCCGCUACUGCCUCAUCCUCACCGGUACCCUUGCACAGACGCUGACGCAGUACUACCAUUUCCGCUACCGCCUCAUCCUCACCAGUACCCCCCUUCAGAACAACGUUCCCGAACUAUUGGCCCUCCUCAACUUC
This is a messenger RNA of Suillus discolor, 291 nucleotides long. RefSeq lists its product as uncharacterized. Gene Ontology annotation, biological process: positive regulation of transcription by RNA polymerase II. Gene Ontology annotation, cellular component: nucleus. The annotation marks the transcript as partial. The transcript has 2 exons. Lineage: Eukaryota; Fungi; Basidiomycota; Agaricomycetes; Boletales; Suillaceae. The record is from RefSeq and is a predicted model, not a curated record. Gene Ontology annotation, molecular function: DNA binding; ATP binding; ATP-dependent chromatin remodeler activity.